AUGGAAAAGCUCCGGGACCGAGAACUUGAGGUGAGUCCGAAGCCUCGCCAUCCCGCUGACUACAAAAAGCAUUGGAAGGAGGCAGAGAGCGCGACCUUUCAGAUUGUAAGGAUCGAAGAUAUGAGUGUGUCAGAUGUCAUGCGCUUCGUGCUCAACAGUGCCGGGCAUUAUUGUUGGCAAGACGCUUUUUUAUCCUCCGAACUGGAAUCCAUUUAUCGCCACAGCCACGUCGUCCAUACUCUCCUUACAACAGGCUGGCAGAACCCCAAUGAUCAAUGCACUAUCUGCUUUAAAGAACUUCGAGAUCGAAUUUUUCGUACGACGCACGUCACAUGCGGUCAAUGUGGAAGAGCAGCACACAAGGUCUGUGUUGGCGCCGUCAAGCGAGUAAGGCAACCGAUCCAGGAUGACCAGUGCUAUAUCUGCGAGGACAGAGCUGAGUGGGGAGUCGAAAAAUACUCUGAGCAGAGAAAGGCUCGGCCGGCUGUUCCCGUCAACACGACCGUUACUCCGGCGGUAUCUCAACCAGCAAAGAAAGUUGGCCAACACUCUUUCCAGACUUUUAUCAGCCAUUGUUCUUCCUCCGACGUGUCUUCAAUAUCUUCUUUAUCCGAUCUUUCAUAUCUUAGCCAGCUCUUCGGCAAAAAAGAAGCGUCAUACUCUCCACAUUAUCAGCAACCGAAAUGUCAACCUACCUCCCAUAAAACUGAUGGACAACAGGUGUCCAUCGAAUCGCGGAGUUGGCCCCCUCCUUCCGUUCCUUCAACCCAGCCGAUUCGACCAAAAACUGCAAAUGUGCGGAUGAGCGCACCUGUUCCACAGAGUCAUACGCCUGUUCCACUCCCGGCUAUAGCAUUUGCCCUGUUCCUGCCUACUGACCUGUCUCUUCAGCCGAACUCGCCGGUUUCCAUUCGAGUUAAACCUAUCAUUGAAGAUGAGGCGAGGUAUACUCCAUCCAUUUCUGAUAAGCCUGCUGACAGUGUCGACCGUCAACUGUCUACCAUAAAUAGCAAACCUGCAGACAUCUCAGCUAAUGCCUCCUCUCCUGCUGCUCCAUCCAUUACAUCCCAGUCGCCAACUUCCGGUGCUCGACCUGCUGCUGGUUCUUUUGCCGAUAAUGGAACCGCCACCGCCAGCAAAUCUCCUUCUACAAUCAGGACCAGAAUCCAAAAUCAUCAGCGAAAAGUGGGAGAGCUAAAGCAGAUAUUUGAGCGUUUGGCAAAAGAGUCAAAACAGGGAGAAAGCUACAGAAGAAAGCUGAAGCGGAGCCCAGACAUACUGAGGAGAGUUCUGCUGAGUGACCCGCUGUGGGAUUGA
This is a messenger RNA of Neurospora tetrasperma FGSC 2508, 1317 nucleotides long. RefSeq lists its product as uncharacterized. The transcript is spliced from 6 exons. NCBI's taxonomy places the organism in Eukaryota, Fungi, Ascomycota, Sordariomycetes, Sordariales, Sordariaceae. Bases 1 to 1317 code for a protein of 438 amino acids. The record is from RefSeq and is a predicted model, not a curated record.